AUGAUGGUGCACCAAAGAGCUCAUUCCGUGUCAUCCACACUACAGGGUGGCUAUGCAACAGUGGGUCGGGCGCCCCGGGGGCCCUUGGCCUCCACGACGGCGCCACCUGAUCCCGCAGUACCAGAGUCCACCGAGCAACAGUUGCGCUACGAAAAUGAUCGCCUGAAACUUGCUCUUGCUCAGAGCUCUGCAAACGCAAAGAAGUGGGAGGUGGAGCUCGCGACCCUCAAGAGCAAUAACCUUCGGCUGACCGCCGCCUUGCAAGAGAGCACCGCCAACGUGGACGAGUGGAAACGACAGCUCCAUCAGUACAGAGAGGAGGUGGCCCGCGCGAGGCAUUACGCAGGUAAAGGCGGUGACGCGAAUGAAGUAGAACAACUCAGGCAACGUGUCGCUCAAUUGGAAGCCGAACUAGCGCAGAAGAACGAAGAGUUGGCUCAGAUUACGAAAUCGAAGAAGAGUGAGCAGGACGCAGAAGCGAAAUUAGCUCAAAGCCAGCUCGAGCUUGCUCUAGCCGCUCAAGAUGGACAGAGACAAGUGAUACAGGCGCUAAACGACCAACUGGCGAGGCAACUGGAAGAGCUGACGACGAUCCACCGCGAGAUCAACACAGCGUUGCAGACAUGA
This is a messenger RNA of Parnassius apollo (apollo), 627 nucleotides long. The record is from the annotation of a GenBank genome assembly. NCBI's taxonomy places the organism in Eukaryota, Metazoa, Arthropoda, Insecta, Lepidoptera, Papilionidae.